AUGGCGCAACUGCAGCGCAUGGAUGCUCGCCUCGAUACACUCUCUAUGGAGUUGCAUCAGGUAAACGUUCGUGUCGGUCAUAUUGUACGACGACAGGCGUCCAUGGGUGGUUUUGCUCCUGAGGCUACUCCUUCACCACCUUCUCCCAUGGCUUCUGCUUCUGAUGAUGAUGGUGAUGAUGAUGAUGUUUCGGAUGAUACUGAUGGAGAUGUGGAGUGUUCAUAUAUUGAAGAGUUCAGAGAUUCUGAAGCGGAGAAGGUUUUUGCUGUAAAUUCAUCUACUGGGAUUGUAGAGUCCAGUUUCAAAGGUGUUGUACUAGAUCUUAAACUUCUCUUUCUUAUAGUGAAUUGCUUUUUGGGAAGUGUGCGAGUAUUCUUCCCUGUCGGAGUGCACAAAGAGAUGGAGAAAUUGUCAGCAAUGUGGGGGAAAUUUUCGUUGUCAGAGAGUGAGGAGAAUAAGUUUCAAGUGCAAGAUGAUUUAUUAGGUGAGGAGUUUCUUUUGGCGGCACGAUUCUUCACUGUGAGAGCGAUCAAUGUAGAGGUUAUAGGUAGAACCCUCAAGCUUCUAUGGAGAACAAAGAAAGGUUUUGAAGUUAGAGAUAUGGGAAACCAUAGGGUCUUAUUCAUCUUCUCGGAUGAGACGGAUUUAGAUUGGGUUAUGAAGGGUGAACCGUGGUCGUUUGAUAAGCAUUUGAUUGCUCUGAAGCGAGUUGAGAAAUCUGUGAACAUUCAGGAGGUGACCUUCGAUAGCACAAGGUUUUGGAUCCAAAUCCAUGAUCUUCCGAUUCGGAGUUCGUCGGUGAUCGUAGCAAAAAAAAUUGUGUCUCUGGCCGGGGUGGUGGAUGAAGGAGAAACUGAAGUGGAGGAUCCUGAAAACUACAAUUUCGUGCGAGUUCGGGUAGCGGUUGAUAUUACAAAACCCUUGUGCCGGGGAAGAAGGAUCUCUACAGCCAGUGGUAGGGAGGGCUGGGUGAAUUUCAAAUACGAACGGCUCCCGAACAUUUGCUAUGGCUGUGGACGGCUUACACAUAGUGAUAGGGAAUGUUUGGCCUGGACAAAGAACAAAGAGCUCUUGAGCAUGGAAGUCCGGCAGUUUGGACCAUGGCUGAGAGCUUUAACCCCACACCCUUUUAAGAAGAGCGUGAUCCGAGUUGAAGGUUAUGAAGAGGAUAGUACUCCAGUUGCUAACUCUGACAGGUCGGAUGCUUCCGUGGAAAAACAGAGGGACAUAGCGAGAUCCAGUGAUACUCAUAUAGAGGAAACUGGGCAGCACGGCGGUGAAAGGGAGGAGGUGGACAGAGAGGCCGAGAGUUUGGGCCCUACGGUGGUGCAAUGGACAGAUUUGGCAAGCACGGAAAUUACGGAGGUAACGGAUCAUAUUAAUGAAGUUAUUAAUGAGAUUAAUCGUAGUGCAGAUUUUCAGGCGCAGUUAGAGGAGAUUGAUAGUGAGCUGGCAAGAUACGAUAACAAGGAUCCGUUGCAUGGGCAUGUAGCUGAAAGUCAGGAUGUGGAUUUGCAUGGGCCUAAGUUAAUGGGCCAGCACAGCUCAGGGAAAACAUAUGGGCCAAGCUUAAAUGAUAAGGGGGAUGGCCACACAGGAAGAUGGUGUGCAUGGGAAGAAAAAGAAAACAGAGGAGAUAUAUGCAGAAGCGGUGGAGGCUGGUUCCCAGCCCCGCCGAGCACAAUGAAAACCUUAGUUUGGAACUGCCGGGGGCUUGGGAACCGCCGCGCAGUGAAUGAGCUUGGCGAACUUAUACAAGCUAAAGAUCCCGUAAUCGUGUUUCUCUCGGAGACACGGUCAAGAAAGACACAAAUGACACGGAUUAGAAAUAGAUUGGAGUUUGUGGGUUUAUUUGUUGUACCAUGCGAUGAUCAAGGAGGAGGAGGACUAGCCUUAUUAUGGAAGAAUAAUGUGACUGUAUGGGUGGACAGCUUCUCUAAGUACCAUAUUGAUGCCAUUGUGAACGGUGGGUCGGAAAACGCGUGGAGGUUGACAGGCUUCUACGGGGAGCCUGAAACAAGUCGACGGCAAGAAGGUUGGGCUAUGCUCCGUAUGCUCAGCUCAAAGCCAAAACUCCCUUGGUGUUGUAUUGGAGAUUUUAAUGAGCUUCUUGAGGUGAGUGAUAAACGCGGUGGAGUGCCUCGUUCCCAUACGCAAAUGCAGUCAUUCCGGGAUGCUCUGGACAGUUGUGGCUUCGUGGACUUGGGUUUCUCAGGGCCUGAUUUCACUUGGCAUGGACGUAGGAGAGGAGAACUGAUUUGGAAAAGGCUGGAUCGUGGAGUUGCGAACUAUGAAUGGAUGGCCAGGUUUCCCACAGGUAGAGUGCAGCACUUACAUUGUUACACAUCGGAUCAUAGACCGCUUUUGCUCUCUCUAGACUCAAAUGGAGAACGGCAGAGGUGGUGGAGGAAACCUUUUCGCUUUGAAUCGAUGUGGGUGUCAAAUCCGGGUUGCAAAGUCACGGUUGCAGAGGCUUGGGCUGGUCCACAGAGACGGACACCUAUGCUAACUGUUACUACUAAAAUAAAAGAAUGCAAGAAGCAGCUAAAGAGGUGGAGUAAAGAAACUUUUGGGAAUGUAAAGGAACAAAUAAAGGUAGUAAAAGAGAAGUUGUGGGUGGCAGAGGGUGAAUCUGUGCAAAGUGGUGACCAAGGGACAGUUGAAAAUCUCAAGGCAGAAUUGCAUGACUUGCUGGAGAAAGAAGAAAAAAUGUGGCAUCAACGUUCAAGGGUACAAUGGCUUCAAUGUGGUGAUCAGAACACAAGGUUUUUUCAUGGGGCAGCCACAUGUAGGAAGAGACAAAAUUUUAUCAAAGGGCUCAGAGAUGACAAUGAAGUUUGGCACAGUGAUGAGCAGAGAUUUUCGGGUUUGCUCAUAGAUUUCUAUGAAAAGCUUUUCAAGUCAUCAAAUCCUCAAAAUAUGGACCGAGUAGUGGAUGGGGUACAGAAGAUGGUGACUGAUUCCAUGAAUGCAGAUUUGGCAAAACCAUAUUCCGCAGAUGAGGUGGAAAGGGCGAUAAAGGACAUGGCACCCUCAAAAGCUCCAGGGCCAGAUGGGAUGCCCCCAUUGUUCUAUCAAACCUACUGGUCAGAUGUUGGUAUGGAUGUUACUCAGGCUGUAUUAUCUUGCUUAAAUUCUGGGUCUUUUUUGAACUCUAUAAACCACACUUUUAUAACUUUAAUUCCCAAAGUUAAAAAUCCGGAAAAAGUGACAGAAUUUAGACCGAUUAGUUUGUGUAAUGUGCUGUAUAAGAUUGUUAGCAAGGUGAUUGCAAAUCGCUUGAAGCCUUUGCUUGACUCUAUUAUUUCUGAUACACAGAGUGCUUUUAUAGCUGAUCGGCUUAUCACUGAUAAUGUUCUCAUUGCCUUUGAGUCUCUGCAUCAUAUGAAAAAUAAUUGUACAGGGAAGACUGGAUUUAUGGCCCUAAAGUUAGACAUGAGCAAAGCCUACGAUAGAGUGGAGUGGUCUUUCCUUGAGAAAGUAUUGCUGAAGUUGGGUUUUCAGGAGUCAUGGGUGAGGUUGAUUAUGGAGUGCAUCACCACGGUAACUUAUUCGAUUCUGGUGAAUGGGGAACCAAAAGGCUUGAUAACCCCGUCAAGGGGUUUAAGGCAAGGGGACCCUCUCUCACCAUAUCUUUUUCUGUUCUGUGCGGAAGGCCUACAUGCUAUUUUUCAGAAGGCAGCGGUGGAGGGAGAUAUACAAGGCUUUUCUAUCUGCAGAAAUGGGCCAAAAUUAACCCACUUAUUUUUUGCAGAUGAUUGUCUAUUGUUUUGUAGGUCAACCUUGGACGAGUGUGAGAAAAUUAAGCAGUUAUUGACAUGCUAUGAGGAAGCCUCGGGCCAAAUGGUGAACACAGAUAAAACUACUUUGUUCUUUAGCAAAAAUACCGAUGUGCAUGUACAAGAAGCAAUAAAAAGUUCUCUUGGUGUUCCUGCAAUCCACCACUACGAGAAAUAUCUGGGCUUGCCCUCUUUUAUCGGAAGAAAUAAGAAGGCUUGCUUUACACAAAUCAAGGAACGGAUUUGGGCCAAGAUGCAAGGUUGGAAGGAGAAGUUGCUUUCACAAGCCGGGAAGGAGAUCAUGAUAAAGGCCGUUGUCCAAUCUAUACCCACUUAUUCUAUGAGUGUUUUCAAGUUACCAAUGGGUUUAUGUAAGGAUAUUGAAGCUAUGAUACGUAAGUUUUGGUGGGGCCAUGGUGAAAAUAGGAAGAUACAUUGGAUUAAUUGGAGUACUUUGUGUGACUCUAAGGCUGUAGGAGGUUUGGGUUUCCGGGAUAUUCAAAGAUUUAAUAAUGCUAUGUUGGCUAAGCAAGUUUGGCGUCUCUUCCACCAAAGAGAUACUUUGUUGUUCCGAGUUUUUAGUGCUAAAUAUUUCCCUAAUGGUAACAUCUUGGAUGCUCCUAUUCACCCAAAAUGUUCCUACGCGUGGAAAAGUAUCUUGCAAGCACGAGAAGUCAUCCAACAAGGGGCGGUAUGGCGAGUGGGGAAUGGUCAGCUGAUCGACAUAUGGAACCACAGGUGGCUGUCCGAACAUACUCAGGGGCGGAUUAUGUCUCCUAGACUGGAUGCUAACCUCAAUAAGGUUAGUGACUUGCUAUUGCAUAAUCCCAGACAGUGGAAUAUGGACCUCAUUGAUACAAUGUUUUAUUCUUGGGAAGCUCAUGAGAUCAAACGGAUUUAUGUUAGUGAAGACUUGGGUGAAGACAAACUCAUUUGGCCCCUAACUCCAAGCGGUGCUUAUUCGGUUAAAAGUGCGUACCACAUGUUAUCAAAUGCAGAUUUGCAAACCAAAGCAAGUUCGUCAUCUUCAGAGGGAGCAAAAGAGGUGUGGAAAGGAAUUUGGCGUAUCCGUGCACCAAAUCGGGUUCGUCAUUUCAUGUGGAGAGCUGUAAAGGAUUCGCUUCCGACAAAGAUGAAUCUGUGCCGACGACAUGUAUUGGGAGAUGCUAUCUGCCCUCUCUGUGCAGAAGCUCAGGAAUCUGUUAUUCAUAGCCUGUGGUACUGUGAGCAAGCCCAAGCAGUGUGGCGGUCAGUAAGAUGCUUUGCGACACUAUACGAGAAACAACACAGAUCACUCAUGGACCUGUUUGAGUGCGUGUUGCAGCUGAAAUCAAGUUUCAAUGUUGCCUGGUUUGCAACUAUCGCGUGGAGUCUAUGGAAACGACGAAACUGUUUGAGGGAAUGUCAGCCUACGUGGCCAUUGCUGGAUGUUGGUCGACGUGCGUGCAACAUGGUGGAAGAGUUUUUUGAAGUGCAGAACAAAGCACUGAAACAGGACAUCAUUCAUCACCCAGUUAAGUGGACACCACCGCCGGAACCUGUUUACAAGGCAAACUUUGAUGCGGCCAUGUUUGAGGAUGUGGGUCUAGCUGGGUUGGGUGUGGUGUUUCGGGACUCAGGUGGCAAUGUUAUCGCCGCUUUAAGUGAGAAGAUAAAAAAACCACAAUCGGUGGAGCUCGCGGAAGCUCUGGCAGCCAGGCGGGCGGUCAGUCUCGCAACUGAUCUGAGCAUAUUCAAGGUCAUAGUUGAGGGGGACUGCAUGCGUGUAAUUCAGGCCUUGAACGGACAGGGCAGCUGCCUUACUAUGUUUGGUCAUGUGGUAGAGGAGACGCGACGACUGGGUUUGUGUUUGGAGCUCUGUAGUUUUUAUCAUGUAAAGAGGGAAGGGAAUAAGUUAGCCCAUUCCCUGGCCCGUAGAGCAGUUUUAUCUGCAGAUGUGGAUGUUUGGGUGGAAGAACUACCCGAGGACCUGGAUGCUGUAUUCCAGGGUGAUUUUGUGAUGUAAUUCUGUCAACAGUCUUUCUUUAUUUAAUAAAGCCUCUCUUACCUUUUUCUCAAAAAAAA
Molecule: messenger RNA, 5843 nt
Organism: Quercus robur (English oak)
Lineage: Eukaryota; Viridiplantae; Streptophyta; Magnoliopsida; Fagales; Fagaceae
Exons: 4
Coding region: 1-5784 (1927 amino acids)
Molecular function (GO): nucleic acid binding; RNA-DNA hybrid ribonuclease activity
Source: RefSeq, a predicted model, not a curated record